This is a messenger RNA of Chenopodium quinoa (quinoa), 1037 nucleotides long. RefSeq names its product protein FAR1-RELATED SEQUENCE 5-like. The transcript has 2 exons. The coding region runs from base 6 to 668 and encodes 220 amino acids. Gene Ontology annotation, biological process: regulation of DNA-templated transcription. The record is from RefSeq and is a predicted model, not a curated record. Lineage: Eukaryota; Viridiplantae; Streptophyta; Magnoliopsida; Caryophyllales; Amaranthaceae.
UUCGAAUGAUGAAGGAAAUUGUUGGAGGAUAUGAUAACAUCGGUGCAUCUAAGCAAGAUUUAAAAAAAUUUCAUAGAGAUUUGAAAGCAUACAUUCAAGGAAGUGAUGCUCAAAUGUUCGUGGAUAACUUUACCAACAAAAAGCUAAUGUGGAGUGCUUUUUUCUUUGAUUUUGAGAUGGAUGAAGAUUAUUGCCUUUGUAGAGCAUUAUGGGCUGACCCCCUUUGUAAAAAGAGUUACGCUCUUUUUGGUGAUAUGGUAUCCUUUGAUACCACAUACCAAACCAAUAGGUACAACAUGGUGUUUACUCCAUUUACAGGGGUUGACCAUCAUAAGAGCUGCAUUACUUUUGCUGCUGGUUUCAUAGCGAAGGAAGAUAUAGUGUCAUUUGAGUGGUUGUUCAGAUCAUUUCUUAAAGCAAUGGGUGGAAAUGAACCGAAUUGUAUGAUUACAGAUCAAGAUCCAGCAAUGAAAAUUGCUGUUAAAAGUGUGUUUAACAAGACUGAACAUCGGUUCUGUAUGUGGCACAUAAUGAAAAAGUUACCAGAUAAGGUGGAGAAAUCAAUCAUGCAAGAAGAAACUGGUUUCCUAAAAAAAUUAUGUGCUUGUGUUUGGCAUCUUGAAAUUGAACCUACUGAGUUUGAAGAAAGGUGGAACAAGGAUGGUUGAAUACCACUUGGAAGAACAUGAGUGGUUAGGUUAUAUGUACAAGAUAAGGAACAAGUGGAUUCCGGCGUAUUUCAGAGAUGUGUUCCUUGGAGGAAUAAUGCGUACAACAUCAAGAUCCGAAAGCAAAAACAACUUUUUCUGCUCCUUUAUCAAUCCUCAUGUGUCACUUGUUGAGUUUUACUUGAGAUAUGAAGCUGCAAUUGAUGCCUAGAGACACACUCAAGGUUAGAAUGAUAAUGAUUCAAAGCACAAAUAUCCUGAGUGCAAAACACCACUAGGGAUAGAAAAGCAUGCCUCGCAUUUAUAUACUAAAUCUGUCUUUUAUGAAUUUCAAUAUGAGGUUGAAAUUGCUUGUUUUUCUUGUUGGUG